CAACUCCCGCUACACAGUGAGCACACUGAGAGACGACCUAAACUGGCCCCGCGCGCUCGUUGGCACGGUGCUCAUCUCCUCAUCCUGUCGGCCUGUCGACCCACCGGCCACCGAGAACGAACCAGACAAUGCCGCGCCACCUGCUGCAGCAGUCCGUCGACCGCCUCGCCGCGAUGGCCGCGCCUCCGGCGGCCACCAUGGACGGCGGUGGGACGAGCGCGCACACGGACACGGUCCUAAUCGUGAUUGCGGUGCUCUGCUUCCUGCUGUGCGUGGUCGGGCUGGCCAUGGUCGCGCGCUGCUCCCUGCUCUGCAACCCCUCCGCCUUCUCCGUCGACGGGCCGGCGGCCAAGGCGCCGUGCGGUGGCCUCGAGAAGAAGACGCUGCAGUCGCUGCCGACCGUGUCGUGGAGGCCGGAACCGAGGGAGGUGGACGAGGAGGAGGGGGAGCGGCCGGAGUGCGCCAUCUGCCUGGCGGAGUUCGCGCGCGGCGACGAGGUGCGCGUGCUCCCGCACUGCGGCCACGGCUUCCACGCCGCCUGCGUCGACGUGUGGCUCCUCUCCAGCUCCACCUGCCCGUCCUGCCGCCGCGCCCUCGUCGUCGUGUCGCCGGCGCCGCCAACCACCCAUCCUCCCGCGGGUACGACGACGUGCUGUGCCGUGGCAGGCCGCUGCCGGCCGUCGUCAUCGUAGGCGACCGACCGGCCGUCUACAUACAUAUCCUGGUCUGUUCCCGCAGCUGCUGCAGAGUACAGAUUAUGUUCAGACGUAGUCGCUCACGUACGUACAUACGCGCCAUUUGAUUAGUUGUUUACAUACAUUUCCCAUGUGUCAUGUCAUCCGAACACAUCUGUAUACCGUAUACUGUAUACGCGUACGUGCAACUGGACGGUGUGCAUGCCAUGGGUCGAUGAUGCACCGCUUGGUAUGUUUCUACAGGUCAGUUGACUGACUUCUUUUUGGGUUAGUCGACUGACCCAAACUCGUUUCAGUUGAAUGGCUACAAGUUAGUUGAUUGACGUGUUUGCUGAAUCCCAAGCUCACCGGUGGACUCCCUGGCCCGUGUAUUACCCUUGAAGAAGAACGAAUAUAAAAAAACUGAACAUUGACAAUACCCGUUAAGAAGAAAGGCGAUAAAAACCAGGUAAGGUAAAAUCUGCAAGCAAUUUACACAGAAAUUGCGUUUUGUUAUAAUAUGCAAAAAUAAAGGUAUUACCAUUAAAGAGAUAAAAUGAAAUAAAUUAAAAUUAAAAUGAAAACAAAAUAAUGAAUUUUUCUAGGGAAGAAUAAAACGCUUUAAGAAGAAAGAUAAUAAAAAUCAAAACAAAAUAAUGAAAUUUUCUAGCGAAGAUUGAAACCCUUUAAGAAGAAAGAAAAUAAAAAAAUAAAGAAAGAAGUUUCUGUACUCUGAUGUAAUUUGUACAUGUAGUACUUGCAUGUAUACAUUUCGACGCACUCAACAUCCAAAAAUACACGUAAAGAAGAAAAAAAACUCAACAGAAAAAUAAAAAAUAAAAGCAUACACGUGCAGAAUACAAAAGUAAAAACAUGAAAAAAAAAGCAUACACACCAAAAUCCAGCCCAAGAAGGAAAUCGACUGACCCAAAAUAGGCGUCAAUCGAAUCCAAACAACCCAAUACCACCAACAAAAAUUGACAGAAAAAAGAAAAGUU
Messenger RNA from Aegilops tauschii subsp. strangulata, 1672 nucleotides. Its product is annotated as RING-H2 finger protein ATL80. The record is from RefSeq and is a predicted model, not a curated record. Lineage: Eukaryota; Viridiplantae; Streptophyta; Magnoliopsida; Poales; Poaceae.